Molecule: messenger RNA, 1888 nt
Organism: Hyaloscypha bicolor E
Lineage: Eukaryota; Fungi; Ascomycota; Leotiomycetes; Helotiales; Hyaloscyphaceae
Product: sugar transporter-like protein
Exons: 4
Coding region: 227-1705 (492 amino acids)
Biological process (GO): transmembrane transport; carbohydrate transport
Cellular component (GO): membrane
Molecular function (GO): carbohydrate:proton symporter activity
Source: RefSeq, a predicted model, not a curated record
GCUUCGCGUUUCCUUAUCCCUUCUCCUUUCCUCCUUUCCCCUUCCCUCUUCCCUCCUCCGCAACUGAGUCCUGUCGCAGACUUCGUUUCCACGCGUCACUCAUCGCUCAGCACUCGGCAUUCACUCAUCACUCUCAAGCGUCCAGUGAUCUCGUCUCCGCUUUCCCCCCGAGCCUAUUUUGGCAUCUCAUCUUGAGGCAUAAUUGCCGCUCCUCUCGGCCUCAAUCAUGGUCCUCGAAGGCAGACUCCUCUUCACCGCCGUGACAUCGUUGACAUGUCUUGGCUUCCUUUUGAUCGGAUAUGACAAUGGCCUCAUGGGAGGACUCGUCAACUCGACGGCCUUCAAAACCACCUUCAACUCCCCCAGCCCCACCAUCACCGGCCUCAUCGUCGCCAUCUACGAAGUAGGCUGCUUCGUCGGCAGCGUCGCCGUCUCCCUUUUCGGCGAACAGCUCGGAAGAAAGAAAUCCAUCGGCAUCGGUGUCCUCAUCAUGAUCGUCGGCGCGUUGCUUCAAUCGACAGCUUACUCGCGAGCACACAUGAUUGUUGCACGAAUCGUUUCGGGAGUUGGAAUGGGAUUUAUCAAUUCCACUGUUCCUGUAUUCCAAGCUGAGUUUAGUCCGAAGGCUAGUCGCGGUCUCUAUGUAUGCAUGCAACUCUCGACCCUCAACUUUGGCAUCUUCCUCGCCUAUUGGAUCGACUACGGCUUCACGCAAUCCCACACAGCCUCCUUCACGUGGCGCGUUCCAUGUAUCCUACAAUGCAUCUUCCUACUCCCCAUACUACUUCUCCUGCUCAUCGUCCCCGAGACACCGAGAUGGCUAGCUUCCCACGCUCCUCCCUCCCAAUCUCUCUCCGUCCUAACCCGCCUCCACGAAUAUCACCGCACCAGCGAAGAAAUCUCGGCCCUUCACGCCUCCAUCCUCCAAACUUUUGAAUACGAAAAAUCCCUCGGUGCUGGCUCCUGGAAAGACCUGUUGAGAAACGACGACAUCCAAUCUCAACGACGCUUCUUGAUCGCAUGCGCAAUUCAGGCGUUCCAGCAACUCGGGGGCAUAAACGCUUUGAUCUAUUACUCCAACACUCUUUUCAGCACCUCUCUCGGCUUCUCUGAUCACUUGUCGGCACUGAUGUCGGGGUUCCUGCAGACAUGGUUUUUCAUCGCGUCCUUCAUCCCUUGGUUCCUCAUCGAUCGGAUCGGACGACGGCCGCUCCUCCUCUCCUGUAUCUCGGUCAUGAGCGCGAUUAUGGUCGUGCAGACAGGCCUUAUCUACAACGUCCAGAACAAAACAAGUAUUGCAAAUGGAUGCGGCAUCGGCGCAGCGGUCAUGCUCUUCCUCUUCGAAGGCGCAUUCACAAUCGGUUUCCAAGCCACAGUCUGGGUCUACCCUUCUGAAAUCUUACCGCUCAGACUCAGACAGAGGGGGAGUGGGGUUAGCACUGCUUGCAAUUGGAUAUUCAACUACAUGAUCGUGCAGAUCACGCCCCCAGCGCUGAACAAUAUUGGGUACAGAACAUACAUAAUUUUCGCGGUGUUGAAUGCGUGCUGGGUGCCAAUCAUCUACCUCUUCUUCCCAGAGACCAAAGGACUCGAGCUCGAAGACGUCGACAGAUUAUUUACGAAAGGGGAGUCUCUGGAAAGAUUGGAAGAAGGAAGUGGGGAAGAGGUGGGGAGGUUGGCGGAAGGGGCUGUGGAGAAGGUGUAAGGGCAACGGAGAAGGAUCGGGACGGGCGCGCACAAGAUCGAUGAAAAGAAUUGAAGCAAAAGGAGAAGGAAGCAUAACUUGGGAGUUUCGAGCACCUUCCUUCCACCAUUGACAACUAACCCCACCAUGUCCAGCCGAGCCGCGAGAAAUCUUUCCCUUACGGAAACAAGGAAAAGAAUAGAA